Messenger RNA from Nasonia vitripennis (jewel wasp), 3512 nucleotides. RefSeq lists its product as uncharacterized. NCBI's taxonomy places the organism in Eukaryota, Metazoa, Arthropoda, Insecta, Hymenoptera, Pteromalidae. The coding region runs from base 1476 to 3431 and encodes 651 amino acids. The record is from RefSeq and is a predicted model, not a curated record. The transcript has 2 exons.
AAAAAAAUUCUAUGUAGAACUAACAUUUUCUAAGACUUACAUCAUCAUCUCCGUGUAGUUGUUGAAAUUUUGAAGUAGUGCUAUUCAUUUUUCUUAGUGCAUAAAUACUUACAAAUUAAAAUUAAGAAAAUCAGUCGAAUUUCAAGACUAACAGUUCGCAGAAAGAAGUAAGACUGUCCAGAAAUGGAUGCAGAGGACAAAAUGGGCAAAUCAAUGAGAAUUGUGUUGACGUUAGGUUCAUGCGAUCCAUGUGUGUUACUUGGGACAGCAAUACAUCAGAGCCUGUUCCAGGUGGGUAUACUUAUACUUUUCAUCCAAGAAUUGCAAUUACUACUCAAGUGCCGAGUGUUAUAAAUAAUUAUAAAAGGUACGUGAGAGAGAAUUUAGCUUAUUCUUUAAAGAAGCUGUCGCAGAGAAAAUUUCUAGAUGAAUUAGACAUGAAUGAUUUUUACAAUACGCUGGACUUUGUCAAUGAAUUUAAAAGUUUGGAAGAACAGUAUUACAAUUUGAAGGAGAAAAUUUCAUUUCUACCUUUUUACGAGUCAAUGUUAAAUAGAAUAGAACGUUAUGUAUACAAAUUACAAAGUUCUGGAGAAUUGAAUGGAGAUAACAAAGAAGUAUUGAGAUAUCUUUAUUUAGCAGUUUUAAGUAAGAUUCGCGGUAUUAAGGAUGAUGUAUACAACGAUUAUUCCAGAAAUCUAGCCAGCUAUUUGAACGAUUAAAUUAACCAGAUAAAUGAAAUAAGAAAAGAUGAUUCCUAUGAAAAUUAUCAGGACCAAAUCCAAAGCAAAGUUGAAGAAGCUGAGGAUAUUAUCGCUAACAAACUUAUCAAAGGAAUAGACCCGAUUAUUUCUAAAAUAGAAAAAAAUAUUCAGUUAUUGAUUUCUGAGACAACUGCUAAGAUAGAUCAGGCUAUAGAAGACAAAAAGAAACACGAGGCAGCCAAAGAGAGAUUAAAUCACUUGUAUUGGUUCAGGUGGGCAUCAGGUAUUAUAAAAAUAGCAUCGGCUGCCCUGACUUUUCUCGGUCCUUUAGGAAUUGUAGCAGCAGUUGCUGUUCAAGGUGUCGUCGGGAUCACUGAAUUCCUAGUUUAUUACCACCUAACUCCAGAAGGUGUAAAUAUACCAGCUGUACUAUCUUCUACAGUAAUAAAAUCAGUUGACAGAAUAAGAGAAGCGUACAGGACACAGCAAAAGUUAUUUAAAGAGAGAUUAUUUGAAAUUGAAGACGAUUUAAGGGUGUCAGAAAGAGAAUUCAAGGAUUCGAAUGGUAAAGAAUUAACAACUAUAAGAGAAAAAAUUCACGAAUCCCGUAAAAAAUUAGACGAAGAAGAUAAGAAUCAAAAUUAUGAUAAAGCAUCGUUGGAUCGUAGGGCUAAUAUUAAAAAGGAAUUGAGCGACUUAGUGAAGAACGAGAACGAGAUCUUAGAUAACGAACUAAAGAGUAAUAAAAACGCAGAGAACACUCGAAAAGACAUGCAAUUUGAGAAAAAAUUAAGAAUAGUAAAUCACAUUCAGACUGUGAUCGAUAUGGAUGAAUUAGGCGUUGAUUUGUAUGCAAAACUUUCAGAGGAUACAACUAGGAUUAAUAACGUCGAUAAUUUAAUACAUGUAGAUGAUAUAAAAAUCAUAGCAUACAAGCAAUUGAAAAACGAUAAAUUCAAUACUGUAAUGCCAUUAAGUCAGAAUGUAAAACAAAAUGUGAACUCUGCGAUAAAAAGUUUAGCAGGUUUAUCAAAAAUAUCGCUUAUUGCAGCUGAGGAGGAGAUAAAGACGAUGCUGGAAAAAGCGAAGCUCAAAUUUGUCGAUUAUACAGAUGAUUUCAAAGAGAUAAACAGUAAUUUAACUCACUGCAUUAAUGAUUUAGAGAAUCUCAUGGGACGGAUGAUUAGCAUAAAUACACAAAUUCAAUCUUACAAAGAGUCCCAAGAAUUUGCCAAAUUCAUUGCAAAUAUUAAUCUUAGCACGUCAGAUGGAAUUCAGAUAGCGGAUAAAGACUACAAAUAUGCUUUGCAAGAAUUAGAGUUUAUCAUACACAGAGGUAUCACUUUACGUAAGUAUGAUAACUCUAUUAAAGCAUUCAAGCAACAUGUGUUUCCCUUCGCUGACUCUUAUUUAAAAGAUAUUUACAUACCAAAAUAUCUCCAAUAUAAUGAUAUUGACAGUACAGCGCAUGGUGUUGUGAGAUCACUAGAAAAAUUACGAGAGGGUCUUAGAGACUACGUACUAGGUCGAAAUACGAAUCAUUUUAAGAAACACAAUGGUGGAAUAUUCGGUUGUGGAAGCACAGCAUUUUUUGAAUGGAAGUACGAAAAAAAUAAAAAUGAUAUAAAGAAGUUGCUUGAAGGUAAAGAGGUAAAAUUAGAAUCUGAAGUAAGACGUGGUAUCAAUAAAAACGCAAUCAAAUUCUACGAUGUUGGCAUUCGCUUUAGAUUGACUAAUAGAGCGAAGCAAAAUCACUUCGACGACUUGAUGCAUGGUUCGCAAAUAAAAAUGAAACAUCACGGAAAUUCUCACUACAAAUGCGGUGACAAGUAUUACACGAUCGCAACUAAAGAAACGGUUGAUAUUGAUUAUUAUUUUCAUAAAGAUUGCAAUGCAACUAAGAUUGACCCAAACGCCAUCUACCACGAUUUAGCUGAUAAUGGACCUUCACUCAGUCCAUAUACCACAUGGAGUGUACAGAUAAAUAUCGCCAAUGGUGUCAAUUUCGAUGCAUACAAAGAUGAAGAAAUGGAUUUAAAGUUAGUGGGGAAGGCCAUGUACUACGAACUCGAGAAAUCUGAAGAGAAGGGAAAAUUAUGCAGUGAAAAUAUGGACAAGUAUUACGAAGUAGAUGAUCGUAUUGCUGACGUUAAGUUGGUUAAUCUUAGCUACCGCGAGGAGAUAUUUUCUGAUGAAAUUACACCUAGGAACACUAGGUCACGUCGUAGUGUUGUACUUGAUGAGGACUCGAUCGAAGAUUUGGGCCAACGUUCCGUUGCCACAAGUGGUGCAUGCAGUAAUGCGAAAUCGUCAUUUAUAAAUACUUUCUUCAGUUUUAUCGGCAGCGGUUUGAUGAUGUUGAAAUACUGGAAGCCUGAAAACGAGCUGCCCCAGUGGUUUGUUGAUUACAACGACAAUGUAGAUACCAAAAAGCAACAUGUUGUCAAUGAAUAUCAUCAUAUGGAUAUGAAGCUUGUGUUGGAUGAUCAGUUCUCGCAAAAAGGGUUACCAAAUGAGUCAGGAGAUAAGAGUACACCGAACGUCGAGAGUAUUUCGGAUGCGAAUUUGCUAUGUAAUAACGCUAAUUUACUAUUGCUAGAUUCACUGAUUCGGUGGAAAAACGGAAUGAAACACAAGCAGCGACAGAGUACGCUGAGGAACGAUUUCGUUGAUGCAGGGUAUGCACACAAUCUGGCAUACAGAGGAUACCUGUACGAAGAUAACUGAUAGCAUAUGGUCUAUAUAAUUUUAAAAAAAUGUAUGAUUCACUUAUAUACUCCGUGUGUUUGAAUAAAUGGCAAAAACUUA